Ipomoea triloba (trilobed morning glory) is the source of this 954-nucleotide messenger RNA. RefSeq names its product GTP-binding protein YPTM2-like. Lineage: Eukaryota; Viridiplantae; Streptophyta; Magnoliopsida; Solanales; Convolvulaceae. The coding region runs from base 146 to 760 and encodes 204 amino acids. Gene Ontology annotation, molecular function: GTPase activity; GTP binding. The transcript has 8 exons. The record is from RefSeq and is a predicted model, not a curated record.
UUUGUCUCUCUCUAACCAAAAAAACUGUUCCUCUCCGCCCACCCUGCCACGAAAUCUCCACAAUUUCUGUAAAUUCUCGCCGGAAAACACCCGAAUUCCGAUCAAAUUCUCCGGCACCGUUGAUCUCCAGCUUAAUACCAGAGUUAUGAAUCAAGAAUAUGAUUACCUUUUUAAGCUCUUGUUGAUUGGAGAUUCUGGUGUUGGGAAAUCAUGUCUUCUUCUGCGUUUUGCUGACAAUUCAUAUCUCGAAAGCUAUAUCAGUACCAUCGGAGUGGACUUUAAAAUCCGAACGGUGGAACAGGAUGGAAAAACCAUUAAACUCCAAAUCUGGGACACUGCUGGCCAAGAGCGUUUUAGGACAAUCACGAGCAGUUACUAUCGCGGGGCUCAUGGCAUAAUUGUGGUUUACGACGUGACUGACCAAGAGAGUUUUAACAACGUUAAGCAAUGGUUAAAUGAAAUUGACCGAUAUGCAAGUGAGAACGUAAACAAGCUUCUUGUCGGGAACAAGUCUGACCUCACAUCGCAAAAGGUUGUGCCCACGGAAACAGCUAAGGCUUUUGCUGAUGAAAUGGGAAUUCCUUUCAUGGAGACGAGCGCGAAAGAUUCAUCCAAUGUCGAGCAGGCUUUCAUGGCAAUGACGGCUACAAUCAAGGGCCGGAUGGCGAGCCAACCGACCUCGGGCAAUGCAAAGCCGCCAACCGUGCAGAUUCGAGGGCAACCCGUGAAGCAGAAGUCUGCAGGUUGCUGCUCAAACUGAAAGAGGGAAGGUGCAUUUGUGAAGUGAUAUGAUGAUGGUGAUGAUGUUCAUGUGUGAUGUAAAAAUUAACCCUUUCCAUCAUUUGUGCUGUGGUGUGAAGCACAGUUUAGUGGAUAUAUAUAUAUGUUGAUUUGCUUUCAUGUUGUUUUUCAUAUCAGCACUUUGGUAUAUAGCACACCCAUUCUUUCUCAUCA